Messenger RNA from Lagenorhynchus albirostris (white-beaked dolphin), 2269 nucleotides. RefSeq names its product SET domain containing 6, protein lysine methyltransferase (gene SETD6). Gene Ontology annotation, biological process: peptidyl-lysine monomethylation. Gene Ontology annotation, molecular function: protein-lysine N-methyltransferase activity; protein binding. Gene Ontology annotation, cellular component: nucleus. The record is from RefSeq and is a predicted model, not a curated record. Lineage: Eukaryota; Metazoa; Chordata; Mammalia; Artiodactyla; Delphinidae. The coding region runs from base 116 to 1570 and encodes 484 amino acids. The transcript is spliced from 8 exons.
AACAUCACGUGGUUCCGGGGCGGGAACAUAGGCCCCGCCCCUGAGAGUCCUGCCCCCGGACGCCGGAAGCGCCUGCGCUGGGCUGCGGAGUCGCGGGGCUGCGCGCCCUCGGACCAUGGCGACCCAGGCGAAGCGCCGGCGGGUGGCAGGGCUUGCGGGCAGCGAGGACCCGGCCCCGGUGGCCAGCUUCCUGAGCUGGUGCCGGCGGGUAGGACUGGAGCUGAGUCCCAAGGUGGCGGUGAGCCGGCAGGGCACGGUGGCCGGCUACGGCAUGGUGGCCCGGGAGAGCGUGCAGCCCGGGGAGCUGCUGUUCGCGGUGCCGCGGGCCGCACUCCUGUCGCAGCACACCUGCUCAAUCAGCGGCCUGCUGGAGCGAGGUGGUUACGCCGGCGGGGGUGGGACGCCGAGGCGGGCCUGCGGGGCAGGCUGGGGCCCUAACCUCUUCGUCUCCCUCAGAGCGAGGCGCGCUGCAGAGCCAGUCGGGAUGGGUGCCGCUGCUGCUGGCGCUGCUGCACGAGCUGCAGGCCCCGGCCUCGCCCUGGAGCCCCUACUUUGCGCUGUGGCCCGAGCUGGGCCGCUUGGAGCACCCCAUGUUCUGGUGAGAGCCGUAGGAGGGGCAGCACCGCCAGAGGAGGAGCGCCGGCGAUUGCUGCAGGGCACCGGCGUACCCGAGGCUGUGGAGAAGGAUUUGGCCAACAUCCGCAGCGAGUAUUAUUCCAUCGUGCUGCCCUUCAUGGAAGCCCACCCCGAUCUUUUCAGCCCCAGGGUUCGCUCUCUGGAGCUCUACCGCCAGCUCGUGGCUCUUGUGAUGGCCUACAGCUUUCAGGAACCACUGGAGGAAGAGGAUGAUGAAAAGGAGCCAAACUCCCCUUUGAUGGUGCCUGCUGCAGACGUACUAAACCACUUAGCCAAUCACAAUGCCAAUCUAGAAUACUCUCCAAAUUGUCUUCGGAUGGUGGCCACUCAGCCCAUUCCUAAAGGCCAUGAGAUUUUCAACACUUAUGGGCAAAUGGCUAACUGGCAGUUGAUUCACAUGUAUGGCUUUACUGAACCGUAUCCUGACAACACGGAUGACACGGCUGACAUUCAGAUGGUGACGGUUCGUGAAGCAGCGUUACAGGGAACAAAAGUUGAAGCUGAAAGGCUCCUACUGUAUGAACGCUGGGAUUUCUUAUGCAAACUGGAGAUGGUAGGGGAAGAGGGAGCCUUUGUGAUUGGGCGGGAAGAAGUGCUGACAGAAGAGGAACUGGCCAUGACACUCAAGGUACUGUGCAUGCCUGCUGAGGAGUUCAGAGAAUUUAAAGACCAGGAUGGAUGGGGAGAUGAUAAAAGGGAAGAGGACAGCCUGACAAUCACAAAUAUCCCCAAACUCAAAGCAUCAUGGAGACAGCUUCUUCGGGACAGUGUUUUAUUGACCCUGCAAACCUACGCCACAGACUUAAAAACUGAGCAAGAUUUACUCAAUAGUAAGGAGGUCUACGCCACACUCAGCUGGAGGGAACAGCAAGCCUUACAGGUUCGUUAUGGUCAGAAGAUGAUCUUACACCAAUUGUUGGAACUGACUAACUAGCAGGUUCCCUUUUUCCUGAAGGAAUGUCCAGGAGAAGAACUUUCUGCUAAGCUGGUACGCAUUGAUGCUUGAAAAGAAGGAUAAUUUGGACCUUUUGUUUUGCAUUUCAUACUAAAUACCAAAAGGAAAAGUAGCAAAACUGUUGUCUAGGAUGAAUUCCAAGGUAAGAGUGACAUGCUGAAGGAUUUGGGAACAGCAGAUGUGGGAACUGCUGCUUUUUGUUAUGAACACUAAUAAAUUUUAUGGCUGUUUGGUUCUCAGCUUGAUCCAAAGUUAGCAGAAAUGUGAUAGUGAUAACAUUUUAUUGUAGUCUGGCAUUUAAUAACAUGGACUUUGAAAGUAGACCUGGUUCAAAUCCAGGUCUAUUUUGAACAAGUCACUUUCCCUUAGUUAACAACUGUUUCCUGUUGGAGGAUUUAAUAAGCUAUGUCACUGGGACUCUGAGCAAUUGUUUAAAUUCCUUAAGCAGCCUAGAUGGCACAACUCACCCUUAAGACACCAAUGACGUUCAAGUCCCCAUGUAAGAUUUCUAUUUAAUCUUGAACCUUUUUGUCCUCUCUGGCCAUAAAACUUGACAGUCAUGAAAGGUAAGGUAUAUAUUAGGUAAGUUUUAAAUACAUACCUACUCCUUUUCUUUUAGAAAUUAUAUCUAACGUUGUAAAGCAAUUAUACUCCAAUAAAGAUGUUAAUAUUGAAACA